GCUUGAUCUUGUUCUAGGAAAAGGAACAAGCCACGAGUUGAAUCAAAGUUGAGUUUUUUUCGAGUUGCGUUUUUUUCAAAGUGCCACGAGCUGUCGAGCAAAAUAGAAGGUGUUGUAGUUUUGUAGUUGUUAUCUGAAAAUUGUUCGAUGUUUUUCUUUCGAUGUUUCAUUUGCAACCUAUCAAUAGGCAGUUUAGAAAGUCGAAAGAACACUACUACAGCCGUGUAACGACUUGUGCGGCACCGCGGUAUUUCUGCGAUGGUGAGACCCAGACCCAUUCGUAAGUAGCUAGAUUUUUAGACAGAAAAAGAGAAAAUGGCAUUCUCCAAGCCGAUUGCCCCGUGGUCGUCCCGGCUAGAAGAAGAACGAAAAGCCCGGGAAAAAAACUACAUGGAGGAUCAUGAUUUCUGGACUGCCCCUUCCUUCUCCUUUUUCAACGAAAUGGUAGAGCAAACGAGCAGAACACUCUCCGGUUAUUUGCUUGUGGAAGAGAAUGCCGUAGGUUCAUUUCCCAGCAGUGUCUCCACGCGGGUGACCUCCUCAAGAAGACCAAGAGGGGCAGUAGUGCGAGGAGAAGCAACAUCUUCCGCGAAAAAGGCGCAGCGGAAUGAAAAUCUGAUUCAGACCACGGUGCAGCGGAAUGACCUAGGGAACGGCAGGUCUUGUAAUCAAGCGACAUCUACUUCGAAGGAGUUUAGUAGAAGCAACCGGAUCAAUCUAACCGUGCCAAGAAGAACGAUAACCACUUCUACUUCAUCAGUGUCUGCUGCUGGUGCGCAAGAAGAGGAUUUGACCACACACCGGCGAAGAUUCGAGGAGUUGACAACUGUCAAGAAGGGUAGUUGUGAUUUGUCCUUGCCCAUGACCAAACCAGCAAGCGAAUUUUUAGUCCACAGCCAGAACAACAAGCUGCUGUGCGCGCACGAGACGAAGAGGAGUGCACCAGUGCUGCCAGUUCCACGACUGAUAGGACGCGAGGAAAAUGGUAGAACAAGCACAGCGGAUGGACAAUUUCUAGAAGAGCAUGCGUCAUCAACUUCGACCAGCACCCCUCCAACAAGUUGUCCGUCCAGUCCAAUGUCGUGCAGAAGCACUAGUUCCACCAGCACAACUUCCUGCGGCUCUAAAACUUCCUCCCCCUCCUCGUCCUUCAGUAAGAAACAGUUCUACCAAGCGGAGAGACACGUGAAGAAGACCGCGAAAUUUUUGGCAAAGUGCGAUCCGUAUUGGCGACAUGUGGCGGAGACGCUGAUGUUGAAUGUCACGGUGGCAAAAGCGGCAACGGUAAUAUCGAUUGAACUCUAUUUUGAUGAAGACGUGUCGAUUGUUUGGUUCCAUUUUCAUAAGUUUCUUUCCUUGUGCAAAAAGAAGAACUGUAUACUUACACUGGAAAACUGGCAGUGAGAUGAAAAUGAUAUCAUGUACUGUACCAAUACCUCCCAGGCCCUCGGUUUUUUCACCACAACCUUCGGCUCUUCCGCGGCGCUCUUUCCCCUAGCCCUGGCUUCUGGCACCGCGAUAUCCUGAGUAAAAACGUCACCACACCAGAGUUGUCAUGCAGAUUUGCAAUCACAGGAACAUUUGUAAUGCGCAUCGCCAGGAGGACCUUUUUAGUCGUGUUUUGAAAUUUGUAAUGCUGUAAACAGGAUGAGCAGAUGCUGGAUUUCUGAUGCAGCUGGCCUUGCGAACCUGCACUACACUACGGACUGCAGCUUGUGAUGCGUGACCCCCCAAAGUUCUAGGUUUGUGUUGCAAAGUCCCCAUCUUGACUCUGGUGUGGGGAUGUUUUUACUCAGGAUACGCGAUGGUCCCAGCGCCGCCGCCCUCGAAAAUCCAGUAUAACAUAUCGAAUGCAAAUAUGUCUGGGUGUGGAAAGUUGUAAUGCCAAAAAUGAAUGAGAGUCGCACUGCUACUGCAGUACGCAGCCAAGCAUGACAAUUUUUUGGGGUGCUGUGUGUUUCGUACUCCGCAUGGCAAGCCGCGUUUUUGCAUGACGGGUAGGGGCGGGACCUUUUCGUGCCCCUGCAUCACAGAGUCUCAAGCCAUGUCAGACAUGCAUUACAAAUCUACAAAUCUUCCAGACCCGCCAUACAUAUUUGCGAUGCAUAUAACAACCGGCAGAUCAAAACCAUCCCCGGCCCGGGGAGCACCGGGUCGCAGGCGCUGACGCACCCGACGACCGGGCAGCCGUUGCCAAAGGAAGAGGACCAGUUUAUGGAAUUGAUCUUCCCGGGCUUCGACUCUGACACCUUCAUCUGGAAUGUGACGCUGGCGCAAGUGGCGGCCUUCGGCUUUACCAUGUUCAUCGGCCACCAGAAAGCAAACCCGACGCCCUGUGCACUGUACUUUUUUUGAUACAACGCUAUUUCGUUCUUCAUUCUGUGAUUCGGAUGAUCGCGGUUUUCUUUUUCAAGGUGGUGUUUUGUCAUGGGAACUACGCCAUGCAACCGCUCUUGCAAGAUGAAAAAAUCAUCCUCACAAGAAGAAGAAACACAAAGAGCCAUCUAAUAUGCGAAUGCAAACACAUCACCAAAUAAUUCUUCAUAAAACCACCAGGUACAUGCUCGGCGCUUCCUGGGGCCCCGCGCUGGCCCGGGGGCAGGUUUGGCGGUUACUGUGCCCGAUGAUGCUGCAUGCGAACAUGAUGCACUUGUUUUUCAUAUCGUCAGAAAAAACGUGCCCCCCACCCCAGAGUUGUGAUGCAAAUGUGCAACGACAGGAAUCGAUUUAUAAUGCGCAGCUCCAUGAGAUGCGUUUCCAGUUGCGUUUUGGAAUUUGUAAUGCUGUAAACUACGGGAUGAGAAAGUGGCUUUCUCAUGCUUCUUCCCUUGCCAACCAGCACUACACUGCAGAGGAAAACUUGUCAUGCGCAGCUCCCAAAACUUGGACGGAGAUUUGUGUUGCUAGAUCCCCAACUUGAAGACUAUGGGGUGGGGACGUUUUUGUUUAGGAUACUUCAACGUGUUCUUCCAGUUAAGAAUUGGGUUUGGCAUGGAGCUAUCAACUGCAAAUAUUUCUGGGUCUGAAACGCUGGAACUUGUAAUGCUAAUUCUGGAUAGUGCAAAAAUGAAAAAUCUGUGUUUCGUGAUUACCAAAAGCUGCCCACUUUUGACCAAGUUGAGAGGCAGUUUCUCAUGCAGGCGAGGCAUGAUAGAGGUCGUGCAGAAUCUGUCAUGCUAGAUCAUAUAUGACAGACCUCAUGCGUCAUAGAAAACAUGCAUGACAAGUCUUGCGACAGUCGAGACCCAGACAUAUUUGCAUUUGAUAGGAGCGACAGUUCGGAAAAUCGAAGAUGCGGUCCCUGUACGUUAUGUGCGGAGUGAUCGGGAACCUGAUCUCGGUCAUGCUCGAUCCGUUCAAAUUAGCUGUUGGGGCGUCCACGGCGGGGUUUGGGUAUAGUUUGUCCUGUUCUUGUAGCAACAUUUGUAUUGCGGUUUUGCUACGACGAUACGUCUUUGUCAUGCACGAUCACGAACAAAAAUCAAAAACAAAUCAAAACAGGCUUAUCGGCGUGUGGAUUGCGGAAAUCGUGAUGUCGUGGGAGCUAUGGAUUGCAAACAUGUCCGGGUCUCUUGGAAGGAUGCCAGGUUUGUCAUGCUUGUGUAGUAUGACAGAAGAGUUUGUGAUGCGUGUCCAAGAACAGACUCUUUUGCUUGUCAUGCAAAAACGCAGUUCGUCAUGCGGAAAACGCAACGCGAAACCGCGCAACUAUUUCUCAUGCUUGGCCUUGCAUUUUUACAGAGCAUUCACUAUUGACGAUUCAGCAUUACAAGCUUCCAGAUCCAGACCCACACAUAUUUGCAUUUGAUAGGAGCUGCUCGGGCAGAACCGGGAUCGCACGCUGAUCUGGAUUCUGUUCAUGCUGGUGUCUGUCACCACUAUGUCGGGGAUGACGCCGAACAUGGAUCUCUACGGCCAUUUCGGCGGCGCUUUGGGUGGUUUUCUCAUGGCCUUGGUGAUGGCGGACAUGAAACCGGAGCACCGCCCCCCGUGGUACAACCUGCUCAAGAAGCUCGGGUUCGUCGGGCUGGCGUCGAUUUUCGGGGUGGGCUUGUGGAAAGUCGGCUUUCACACGCCGCUGACCCCCAUCCCGGACUGCCCAUGGUUCUCCGACUGGCUGUCCGGCGCGAGCCACCUCGGGUUCGGGAAUGUUCUGCCGAACAUCGGGAACCUGUUCUCCAGGGGGGCGAGCUCGAUCGUGAUUUGAUUUUAAGGAGGGAGUUGCGAUUCUAACAAGGUUGGAUUUCAUGCUGUAGGGUGGACUUAAGUUGCAGUAUCGCAGCAGAACUAGUAGAGACAGGAAGAUCUGUACUUCCAAGAAUCUCAAUCUUCUGAAGAACUUUUUUGCUUUUGUUAAGAGCCUUUUCGCAGAACUUGAACUUGUUUUCGAGGCAACGCGCUUGCCGAGCAAAAAUGGAAUAUCCACUGGUUUAUUUCGUUCGAGGUCGAGCUAAGCCAAGAACAAGAACUAAACACGAAAUAGGUGUUGAUGCAGAUUACAAAAGAACCUACAAGUACUUGUUUCUCAAACAAAAUUGAAGACAAAUUUACAGUAUCGAGCGAACUGUUUUUGUACGAAAAGUAUUGAGGUAAGUAGGCGAUUGCGAAAAAAACUACUGAAAAUCCUGCUUCUACUCGCGGUAGGAGUUUUUAAACCGAACAAGUUAGUACUUAAAUAACAGUUAAGUUUAUAAGCUGGGAGAGGGGAGAGCCCGGGAGAGGCUGGGAGAGGCUGGGAGAGCUUUCGCAAAUUAGAAGGAACAGCGCGACUCGUUUUGUAAAUUUGCUUCAGGCUCGAUGGUAUGAUGUCUAUUUUACUGCAGUUCUUUUUAUAUAUAUGUAAGCGGUUUGGACGGCGCCCCUGUGGCGUAUUUCUAUUUGUGACUACUCGGCGCAGUUUUUGGGAUGGCGGAUGCCGCCGACAGGUGGCAUCUAGGGGGCGAAAAAUUCCUGCAUGCGUGUCCUCCACGCGGGCGGCCCCUGGGGCGCUGCUGUCGUUAUCCAUCAGGGAAAGUUGAAGCGGGCACUUCGAUUUUCCUUCGAUGAGGGAAAGCUGAAGUGGCCAAUUCAAAUUUCCUUCGAUGAGGGAAGGUUGAAGUGGUCACUUCAAUUUUCCUUCGAUGAUGGAAAGUUGAAGUGGCCACUUCGAAUUUCCUUCGAUGAGGGAAAGUUGACGGGGCCAUUUCAAAUUUCCUUCGAUGAGGGAAGGUUGAAGCGGUAACGUCGAUUUUCCUUCGAUGAGGGAAAGGCGAAGUGGCCACUUCAAAUUUCCUUCGAAGAGGGAAAGUUGAAGCGGCCAUCCCAAAUUUCCUUGCUUCGAUGAGGGAAAGUUGAAAUGGCAACUGCGAGCUUCCUUUGAUGAGGGAGCGUUGAAGUGGGCACUUCGAUUUUCCUUCGAUGAGGGAAAGUUGAAAUGGCCAUUUCAAAUUUCCUUCGAUGGGGGGAAGUUGAAGUGGCCACUUCAAAUGUCCUUCGAUGAGCGGGCGCGCGGUGCUCGUUUGCCUUCGAAUCGAUGCAACGCCAUUGGCUGCGUAUGGGGUGAGUGAAUGCGCGCGCGCAGCGCGCGCGCGAAAUUUUUUUUGGUUCUAUGGCUCUCCCUAUUAAAGUAUAAUAAUCAACACCAUACGCGGGGGAUUAGAUAAUCCAGCGAGUUUUUUUUUUGUGACGUGUUGGCGUUGCUGAUUUUCCUCUCCCAGGCUCUCCCAACCCAGGAAAAAGGGGGCUAUAAACUGUGCUGAAAUAAUACUUUUCAUUUUGUCGUCUCUUCACCCGAACAGUAUUAGGGCGACGAGAAUCAAUCUGUCAACUACGCGCAACUUUUAUUCCGUGUGGCACUACUUCCGGAGUAAAUUAUUCUUCAGCUACUGCUAUCGACGCAGCUUUUGAACUUUGAGAACUUCUUCGCUAUCGACUGCACGUGUUUGGGAGAAUUAUGGAU
This is a messenger RNA of Amoebophrya sp. A120, 5938 nucleotides long. Lineage: Eukaryota; Dinophyceae; Syndiniales; Amoebophryaceae. The record is from the annotation of a GenBank genome assembly.